This is a messenger RNA of Cylas formicarius (sweet potato weevil), 662 nucleotides long. RefSeq lists its product as uncharacterized. The transcript is spliced from 2 exons. The record is from RefSeq and is a predicted model, not a curated record. The coding region runs from base 18 to 662 and encodes 214 amino acids. Lineage: Eukaryota; Metazoa; Arthropoda; Insecta; Coleoptera; Brentidae.
CACGCAAAGUCGCGAAAAUGAAGACGGCGUUGAUAUUGAUAGUGGCGGCUGCGGCCUACGUUUCUGCCUCUCCGCAAGCAUCAGGCAGCGUCCAUAUUCAAUUGAACGCGGACCCGACACCCUCUUCGCCUCCUGAUUUUAGCGCCGUUAUCGGGAAAUCACUGUCCGACCACAUUUCCGCGAAACUCGCCAUAUUCAAACAAUUCCACCGGCUCAAAGUCGGACUCAUUAGGUUCAUGGUGUCGAUUUACACGACGGAAAACUUGCAGUUCCUCCGCACCCUCAUCGAAUUCGGCGUGAAGGCCGGCAACUUGGCCCUCGUGUGGAUACCGACCUCCGCAGAUUUUUCAUUCCAAUGGCUGGUACCAAUUUUCACGCAGUUUUUGAACCUAAGUAUCGGCGCCUCAGCUACCACCGACACCUCCGACGAGUUUAAGUACGACGAAGCGACUCCUGACGUCACGUUUAACCUUGGAAUAAAUACCCAGAGUUCCACAGCGGAUCCGGACAUAGACGAGAGGAUCAGCAAACGGGAAUCCGACAUAGUGGUGGCCCCGGAACACGACGAAUUAAAUUUUAGCGACAGCGACGCCGUCCUUAAAGAUUACGAGGAGAGGAUCUCGAAUUUGGACCGGCUGAUCAACGCCAUGCGAAGCGCGUAA